Messenger RNA from Epinephelus fuscoguttatus (brown-marbled grouper), 2365 nucleotides. It is a transcript of the gene efemp1, whose product is annotated as EGF containing fibulin extracellular matrix protein 1. The transcript has 11 exons. NCBI's taxonomy places the organism in Eukaryota, Metazoa, Chordata, Actinopteri, Perciformes, Serranidae. Gene Ontology annotation, molecular function: calcium ion binding. The record is from RefSeq and is a predicted model, not a curated record. Bases 347 to 1726 code for a protein of 459 amino acids.
UUUUAUGACUAGUCAUCAGUCUAUAGAGGGAGCCACUGUAGCCUGCUGAUCGUUUACUGCUCCUCCGGUGAGAGAGAAACCCGGAGCUCAACCUGCCCGGUACACCGCCCCCAGCAUGUCAUACUAUACGAGCCGCAUGUUCAUCACAAGUGCUGCUUGCACUCCGACAUCCAUCUAACAUCUCUCCAUCCACUGCACCGUUCGCUGAGUAACGUACCACCAGCCUGCUACGCGCGCACACGGAUCUGCAACACAAACACAUAAACCGGGGACGAUUUCUCCAGCACGCCGGGAGAGUUGGAGAUCCGCAGGUAUAAUUGCAGUGCUGCUCCGACGUUUGGUCGACAUGCUGGGGAUCUGCGUGUGUCUUUGUGCGGUUUUCACACAUGUCCUCUCUCAGGAGGCUGAGGAGCCCGUCCUCUACACAUGCACAGAAGGGUAUGAGUAUGACAGAGUCAGAGAGCAGUGCAGAGACAUCGAUGAGUGUGCCUUGUUAGACGAUGCCUGCAAAGGAGGGAUGCAGUGUAUCAACCACUUUGGUGGGUACCUCUGCCUCCCCAAGAGCGCAGUCAUCUAUAUCAGCAAGGAGGGCGAGCAGGUGCCACUGCCGGAGCCUGUCCCUGCUGUCCCUGCUGUCCCUGUUGCCCCACCAAGUCAGCCUGUGGUCCCACGGACUUCAGGCAACCAGGGGGGCACUCAGUCCGGCAGGACCAUCCGUUGUACACCUGGAUACACUGCAGAUGAGCAGAACCUCUGCAGAGACAUAGAUGAGUGUGCGACAGGUAGACACACUUGUGGCCCUGAGCAGACAUGCUACAACACCAGAGGCUCCUACACCUGCCAGUGUCCUCCAGGCUACCAGAAGAACGGAGACCACUGUAUAGACCGAGACGAGUGUGCCAUGACCCACUACUGCAUGCAUAGAUGUGUGAACACACAGGGCUCAUACUACUGUGAGUGCAACGCAGGUCACAAGUUGGCCAGCAACAAUCACAGCUGUGUUGAUGUGAAUGAAUGUGAUGUGGAGAAUCCCUGUCAGCAUCAUUGCUACAACCUGAUUGGCUCCUUCCUCUGCCAGUGUGAACAAGGCUACGAGCUGGCACAAGACACAGUCUCCUGCCAAGACAUUGACGAAUGCAGCUUCUCCAGCUACAUGUGUCAGUUCCAAUGUAUUAACAGCCCUGGAAGUUACUCCUGCGAGUGUCCAGAAGGAUAUCAGCUCCAAGGAAACAGGUUGUGUCAAGACAUAAAUGAGUGUGAGACAGGGACCCAUAACUGCCAAGACGAUGAAAUGUGCUGGAACUAUUACGGAGGCUUCCGCUGCUAUCCCAGAAACCCCUGUGAGGCGCCUUACGCCAAAACCUCUGAGAAUCGCUGUAUCUGCCGGUCUCAGGCUGAGUGCCAGGGUCUCCCGCCAUCAAUUGUAUACAAAUACAUGAGCAUCCAGGCGGACCGGACUGUGCCAGCGGACAUCUUCCAGAUUCAGGCCACCAACAUGUACGCCAACACACACAACACCUUCAGGAUCAAAGCUGGGAAUGAGGGAGGAGAGUUUUUCCUGCGGCGUUCCAGCAACGUGAGUGCCAUGCUGGUGCUAACCAAGCCUCUGUCAGGCCCCAGGGAGUACGUCGUGGACCUGGAGAUGGUCACCCAUCAUCUGACCAUGAACUACCGUUCCAGCUCACUGCUGCGGCUCACCAUCAUAGUCGGGCCCUACGCUUUCUGAGCACCGCAAUCCCCGGCAGCCCCUCAUACGUCUGGUUCAGCAAACAUUAGCAGUGUAACACAGCAGAUGCCUGUAUCAGCAUUAACAUACUGUACAUUUUCAUGCAAUACAACAUAUAACAUAGGCUGUCCCAGACUCACUCAGCAGCACAACGGUUUCAAUAGGCUUGCUCAUGACAGACCAGCCCAUGCUGUAAUGUGACCACUGGGCAUCUUUUUCUCUCGAGGUGCUGGGAAGCAGUUUGAUGGUGGGUUUAAGUGUCCUUAAGGAGUCAUGUACUGUGUUUCAACAACAGACUUUAACAAUAUAUAUUUUUUAUCUUUAAAGCUGAGACCUGUUUUACUUUUAGUGUCUGAGGUGGACAUCAGAAAAAUAACAGAGAUGCUUGAUGCAGCAUUUCCACUUUAAAUUCUUCCAUACUAAAAACAAUUGGAAACAGAGCAGUGGCACUCAGGAAAAGAGGCCUAGUGGACACACAUCCUGUGAUAAAUUUUUGAUGCAGCUGUACCUACAUUUAUCACUUUGUUUCAGACCAAACCUGCUUACACUAACCUGUGUGUGCAUCAGUGUAAGAAAGAGAGAAAUCCUGUUUUCUAGAUAUAUAUAUAUAUAUAUAUAUAUAUGUGUGUGUGUGUGUGU